Clonostachys solani is the source of this 651-nucleotide messenger RNA. The record is from the annotation of a GenBank genome assembly. Lineage: Eukaryota; Fungi; Ascomycota; Sordariomycetes; Hypocreales; Bionectriaceae.
AUGGGCCUGUUCAGCCGCAAAGUGGACCGCGAGCCUCGCGAACCACGUCGCAACACCGAUGACGAUGGUCGCAACCUGCAAUACCACACCGAUCGAGGAGCUGAUCUCCCUUACCGAAGUGUGCACGACAUGUCCAGGAAUGCGGCAUCUCGGCCUGUUCAGGACAGACGAGACAUGUAUCCGCAUAGGUACAACAAUGGGGAGAAAAUAUUUGAACACUGGGAGUCGAGAGGCCGUAAUAUGUACGAAGCACCCGCUACUUACGACGAUGACUUCGACAUCAGCAAGAAGUCCGUCUCAAGCAGGAAAUUAGAGGCCGCCCGGACAGCGCAUCGCAACGACAGGGCUCGAAUUACUGGCAACCCGCCAAAUAGCCCUGGCCCGUAUCGAGUUGUUGGACUGCGUGAAGAGGAAGGUGGGGGACCGAGCGGUCUUGGAGUCAUGUAUCAUCCCGAGGGCGACACGAGUGGCUUUCUCAGAGCGCCUCUGGAGCCAAUGAGCCGCGAGGGCCAUCGGGUCGAACUGAGGUACGAGGAUGAUCGCCGGAGCAGUAGCCGGAAGACUACUUGGCCUGCUCGGGACUAUGAUGCUGAAGAUCUUGCCCGUUAUGAGACCCAGUAUAAGCAGGAGAGGAGGCCAAGGAGAAGGUAG